CCCUGCUUGUCGCCCGCCCCCUCAUAACCGACCUGUGAGGUUCCGCCCGCUAUAAACGUCCACAACCCGCUUCCAGAAGAUUGCCAAACCACCAUUCCUCUUUCUCACCCUUAUUCGCCUCGUCCUGUCAGUUUCGACGCGGACAAGAUGGGUUUCUUGAAUCUUCCCCAGAUCCGCUACCACAGCCCGUGGAUGCAAUGCAUCAUCAGCGGCAUCGGCGUUGGCGCGUCAGCCGGCAUCUACGUCGCGCUUAAUCUGCUUGGAGCCGGUGGUGGGAGGCCCGAUUCAGCCCAGGUCGUCCAGGUUGUGAACGCGACGUUGUGCUCGGUCUGGUUCUUUUCCUCGUCGUUCGGUGGUUCCAUCUUGAACAAGCUCGGCCCGGGCCUUACCAUGUGUCUCGGCGUGCAAACAUACGCGGUCUACGUCGGUUCGCUCUGGUACUACGACGAAACGGGCAAGAAAGGAUAUCCGUACGCUGCGGGUCCCAUCAUCGGUAUUGGUGCGGGCAUGGUCUUCAUUACAGCUGGUUACAUCACCACUGCGUAUCCGGAGGAGAGCGAGAAAGGAUCCUACGCGACCAUCCUGAUGAAUAUGCAAGGCUUGGGAUCGGUCAUUGGUGGUAUUAUUCCGGUCAUCAUCAACAAGGACAAGGACGUCGCAGCCGGCGUGCCCCGAGCGGUCUACAUAUCAUUCAUCAUCAUCAUGAUCGUCGGCGGAUUGAUUACACUGCUGCUCCUCCGCCCGCAGAAACUCAAGAGAGAUGACGGAUCUGUGGUGGCUGUACAUCCCCCUCGCGGGGCGUGGGAGGAGUUCCGGUCAAACUUGUUGAUCUUCAGCGACCCGGUCCUGCUCAUGAUGUUGCCGGCAUUCUUUCCCGCCGAAGGUUUCCUGGUCUAUAGUGGCUCAGUCAAUGCCUACCUCAACAGUCUGCGAGCUCGUUCGCUCUUGUCUUUCAUUGCUGUCUGCCUGCAGAUUCCGGCUGGAUGGGGUCUGCAAUGGAUUCUGGACCGCCCGUACUGGGGCCGCCGGAAGCGUGGUCUCAUCGGUCUGACCAUAGUUUGUGUGCCGAUGGUGGCUGCCUGGGUCUGGGAGAUGAUCCGCGUGCGAAAUUACAACCGGCACGCCCCUGUGACCGAUCCUACUGAUUGGGACGAGCCCAGAUUCGGGUGGAUCUUCGUUCUUUUCAUGUUGACUUGGGUCACUUCGCAAUUGUGGCACAACAUCGUCUACUACUGGAUUGGAGCCGUCACCAACUCUCCACAGAAGCUCACCCACUAUGUCGGCGUCUUCCGUGGUGUCCUGGGCGCAGGUGAAGCCGUCUGCUUCGGUCUCGACUCUAUCAAGAUCCCCUUCUUGGCCGAAUCCGGCGGCAUCCUCCUCUUCUACGUUAUCGGCAUUGCUAGUUUCUACUACCUUGGCAUCUACCACAUCAAGGACACCAACUACGACCACCACGAGCAGGGCGCCGUCAUUCCAAACCACAUUCUCGAAGGGAGGGGCCUUACGGAGGGCCAGAACAUCGAGGACAUCAAGCGCGGUGCGUCCGUCAGCGAGGGGACGCCGGUUUCGGGAGAGAAGGAACCAAUGGAGCAGGUUAGGGUGAACGGAGAUUCUGCUUGAAGCGUGCAUCCCGCGUUGCGACUCUAGCGCCAACGCCUUGAGAUUAGACUGGGAGAUGGACAUACGCACGGUAACACAUAGAGCUGGGCUUCGGG
Trematosphaeria pertusa is the source of this 1715-nucleotide messenger RNA. RefSeq lists its product as uncharacterized. The record is from RefSeq and is a predicted model, not a curated record. Gene Ontology annotation, molecular function: transmembrane transporter activity. The transcript is spliced from 4 exons. Lineage: Eukaryota; Fungi; Ascomycota; Dothideomycetes; Pleosporales; Trematosphaeriaceae. Gene Ontology annotation, biological process: transmembrane transport. Bases 148 to 1620 code for a protein of 490 amino acids.